AUCCUGUUGUCCUAUGACCUCUCUCUCCCAAUCUCUCUCAUCUCUCUCCCAUAAUUUAUUAAUUUGAUCCCCAUUCACUCACUCACUCACCAUCAAAUCCAUCCAUCUAUCUUUCUAUCCUUCUCCUCCAUCAAAGAGUAUAUUUCCAUCUUUUCUGUUCUCUCUGCAACAUCAAAUAAAAACAUUUUAAAACCACCUCUCUCUCUCUCUCUCGUUUCAUUAUAAUCCAACUUUUGGUCUUGUAGUAUCAUGGCUGAAGGCUUUGAUUCACAGUAUCAUGUCCCACAACAAAGCAGAAGAGAUAAGCUAAGAGUUGGGUGCAAUUUAGAUAACACCUCAUCUUCUCUGCUCCCACCUUUUUAUGAUCCUUCCAUCAUGACUUCCUCAGAUUUGCUCAACUUUCAACAUGGUGUCAAAGAAGAACGCAUGAAUCUCAUGGGCUACAUCUCUUCUUGCUCCUCAUCAAACUCUCACAAUCUUUACAUGGAUCCUCAGGCCUCUUUCCAUCUAAACCCUGCUCAUAUUCAAGAUUUAAACAACAAUACUAACCCUAAUAAUUUUUACCAGAACAACCAACUCAGAGUUCUUGAUCAGUCUUUUGCUGGGGUUUUACCAAGUGGGCAAGGCUUAUCUCUUUCACUCAAGUCUUCUCAGCAAACCCACCAAAACUCUGCCCCUUUGUCUCUCAAUCUGCAAAGAUCAUAUGAGCAGCAGGCUUAUGAUUUGUCCAGAAGUAGUGUCCCUUUAGGCCCAUUUACAGGCUAUGCUUUGAUUCUGAAAGGGUCAAGAUUCUUGAAGCCUGCCCAGCAAAUGCUGGAGGAGAUUUGUGAUGUGGAUAAGGGGAAUUUUCAGAAUGAAAAGUUUAGUGGUGAUGCAUGUUUGCUUGAUCCUAUUCCUCUAGAGACUAAUUUGAGCAGAGGUGAUGUUUCUGAUGAUGAUCCCAGGAGUUCUGUGGAACAAAGGAGUAAGAAGUCAAAGCUUCUGUGUAUGCUUGACGAGGUUUACAAGAGGUACAGACAAUACUACCAACAGAUGCAGGCAGUUGUGACAUCAUUUGAAUCUGUUGCUGGACUCAGCACUGCAGCUCCCUUCGCGAAUUUGGCUUUAAAGGCAAUGUCGAAACAUUUUCGCUACUUAAAGAAUGCAAUCACUGACCAGUUGCAGUUUACAAUAAAAUCUUACGGUCAAGUAAAUUAUGGAAAAGACGGAAUCCCAAGGGCUGAGAAUGCAGAUACCAGUAUCUACGGCCAAAAGCCAAUUCAAAACAUGGGAUUUAUAGAACAUCAGCCUGUUUGGCGACCCCAAAGGGGACUACCUGAGCGUGCAGUAACUGUGCUGAGAGCAUGGUUGUUUGAGCACUUCCUUCACCCGUACCCUACUGACACCGACAAAUUAAUGUUGGCCAAGCAGACCGGCCUUUCACGAAAUCAGGUAUCCAACUGGUUUAUCAACGCAAGAGUAAGAUUGUGGAAACCUAUGGUGGAAGAGAUUCAUAACCUGGAAACAAGGCAGAAACCUUCACAGCGGGAUGAACAAAGUGCUGAAAAGACUAACAACCAUCUGCAUGCAUCCGAUUCAGUCCCAUCUGAAAAUGCCUCGACAUCAACCCAAAGGGUUCACGAACUCCCCUCCAAACGCUCUAGAGACGAUUAUUCCAAUAAUAUCAUGACUGGUGAAGAGCCAAUGAAUUUGUUGUAUGGCAAUGCAUUGCGCCAUCAACAUGUAGGUGUUGGCAUAAACGGUCCAGUUGGAACUAGUGGUGUCUCCUUGACUCUUGGACUCCAGAACAAUGGAAUAGGAAUGUCAGAACCCUUUGCUAUGAAUGCAGCUCGUCGAUUCGGUAUAGAGGCAAGCAACGAGGGAUUCGUAAUGGGUACCUUUGAAACACAAAAUCGACAAUUUGGAAGAGACUACAUUGGUGGCCAGCUUUUGCAUGAUUUUGUUGGCUGAAAACAUGUAUUUCAAGAGUUGCAUUGGCAUCAUUCACGACCGAAUCAUGUACCAGGAUUCAUUCAGACACCACCUAGUCAAUCAUCUGAAUCCAAGCAGCAAGUCAUUUAAAGCCACUUUUAACUAUUGUGGUUUUAGAAGGUAGGUGCAUUGCAUUUCGACUCAGGAACCGGGUUGUCUUCGAACUUGAGGAUGUUUAUGAUGUUCAUGUUAAAGUCUUUUUGCGUUUGUAUGUGAUGUAAACUUGUAAGCUGCAGCUGGAUUCUUGUACUUGCAAAAGACCUUUUUUUUCGACUACUUGCAUGCAGUUGAGCACGUUUUAUUGUAUAAAUUUUAACCCUGUUUUUGUUGAUAUUUGAAAGACUAACUUCUCUGCUGA
This is a messenger RNA of Daucus carota subsp. sativus, 2329 nucleotides long. RefSeq names its product BEL1-like homeodomain protein 9. Gene Ontology annotation, biological process: regulation of transcription by RNA polymerase II. Bases 250 to 1950 code for a protein of 566 amino acids. Lineage: Eukaryota; Viridiplantae; Streptophyta; Magnoliopsida; Apiales; Apiaceae. Gene Ontology annotation, molecular function: DNA-binding transcription factor activity, RNA polymerase II-specific; RNA polymerase II cis-regulatory region sequence-specific DNA binding. The record is from RefSeq and is a predicted model, not a curated record. The transcript has 5 exons.